AUGGAGGUGAUGGAUCUAGACCAUGAUUGCUUUCUUGUCAAGCUUGAUAAUGAACAGGAUUAUUUCAAGGCCCUCACUGAUGGACCAUGGACCAUAUUCGAUCACUACAUUCUGGUUCAGCAGUGGAGUCCUCGUUUCAAGACUUCUGAUCCCUUACCAAAGAAGAUGAUCGUAUGGGUGCAGCUUCCGGCCUGA
This is a messenger RNA of Linum tenue, 195 nucleotides long. Lineage: Eukaryota; Viridiplantae; Streptophyta; Magnoliopsida; Malpighiales; Linaceae. The record is from the annotation of a GenBank genome assembly.